Molecule: messenger RNA, 4016 nt
Organism: Oncorhynchus mykiss (rainbow trout)
Lineage: Eukaryota; Metazoa; Chordata; Actinopteri; Salmoniformes; Salmonidae
Product: DDB1- and CUL4-associated factor 6
Biological process (GO): positive regulation of transcription by RNA polymerase II
Cellular component (GO): Cul4-RING E3 ubiquitin ligase complex; cytoplasm
Molecular function (GO): protein binding
Source: RefSeq, a predicted model, not a curated record
AUACUGUGGCACUUUGAGAUUGUUUUUCAACGAAAAGCACUUUAUAAAUUCAAUGUAUUAUUAUUAUUAUUAUUAUUAUCUAGGCACUAAUGUAUACCAUAAUAAUUUGUCAUUGACCAAAACUAACACAUACUUACACAGGCUAAUUCACAGGCCGAUCACCACAAAGAGUUCAAUAAUAUAUUUAGGGCUCAAGAAGUAGGGGGCUCAAAACAGGGAGGGACAUGGAGUUUGGGGGGGAGGCUAAUCUGGGCCUGCGCAGUGCUCACGCUCCCUGGCUACAUACCAUCAGCACGACCUUCUUCAUGAGAGACCAACGUGAAACUUUUCAGUGUUCUAGAGAUUUGUUCAUCCGAGAAAGUCUGCAAGCCAGACGACGAUACCAAAUAUAAACAAUUGUAGCGACUGAACUCCAGAAGCGACUGAAGUCCAGAAAAAUAAUAUUUUGUAGCCUAAAUUUUAAGACACCAUGACUUAAACUUUUUCCGUGGAGAUAUUUCAGUAAUACUUGCAUAAAGUGUGUUGUUUGUGAGGCGGACAGUGUUUCGACACCAUGCCCUGUACCAACAAUCUCAUUUGGGAUAUUAGGAAACGAACCAUCGGUUCCAACAAAAUAAACAACUUUACAAGGAGUAACUACUUAGGAAGAAAAGAGUUUGUUCAAAGGUUGAAACUUGAAGCCACUCUUGAUGUACACGAGGGCUCUGUCAAUACGAUAUGCUGGAACGACACAGGAGAAUACAUCUUAUCUGGGUCAGAUGAUGACAAACUGGUCAUCACGAACCCAUAUAGCCGGAAAGUCAAGGCAUCCAUUACAUCAUGGCAUCGAUCCAAUAUCUUCAGUGCCAAGUUCCUGCCCCAAACCAACGACAGAAUGAUCGUGUCUGCAGCAGCCGACGGCAAGAUCUUCCUCACCAACGUAGAGAGGGGUUCCAACAUGGACCCUGUGUUGCAGUACCACUGUCAUAACGGUGCCGCCUACGAGAUAUUGACGGUACCUAGUGACCCUCAUUCUUUCCUGUCCUGUGGAGAGGAUGGAACAAUCCGGUGGUUUGAUGUCCGAGUUUCUCCUGGCUGCUGGCAAACUAACUGUAAAAAGGACAUCCUGAUUGACUGUCGGCGAGCAGUAACAUCCAUAGCCAUAUCCCCUGUGGAAUCCUUCUAUCUGGCUACUGGCUGCUCUGACAGCUCAGUCCGUAUCUAUGACAGGAGAAUGCUGGGUACCAUAGCAACAGGUUUCCAGACAGGAAGCGGGGUGGCAGGAAUGUGUGCGAGGUUUGUACCGAGGCACCUGCUCAACAAGUCAUGUCGCGUGACCUCAUUGGCCUACAGUAGGGACGGCAGGGAGGUGCUAGCCAGCUAUGCCUCAGACUAUCUCUACCUGUUUGACCCUAAAGAUGACAAGGGACGCGAGCUGAAGGGACCGUCACAGGAUAAUAAGCAGAAGGAGACUCAGCAGAAGCGUCUGCGUCUGAGAGGAGACUGGUCAGACACUGGACCCCUGUCACGGCCAGAGAGCGAGAGGGAGAGGGACGGAGAGUCCAGGCCUGGAGUGUCUCUGAUGCAGAGGAUGUCAGACAUGUUGUCACGCUGGUUUGAGGACGCCAGCGAGGCCCAGAACAACAGAGGAGCCCGUCCACAGCCACGACCCAGGGUAGACCCUGCAGCAGCUCCACAAGGUAGUGGGCUUCACCAGGAGGCUGUGGUGCUAGGGAAUCCAGCCCCGUCUCAACCAACAUCAACAGCCAGCUUCUCCUCCUCCAUGGAGAGCCCGAGGAGCCGUAGGAGUGGCAUGGGGACAGGAAGUCUCCAACCAUCUCCUGGGGAACCAGUCCUGAGUCUGACAUACAGCGACCAGGGCACCACCAGCAGCACCAUCCAACUGGACUUCUCCAGCGGUGGCGCCAGCGACCAGGGGGAACCCCCGCGGAUCAGGAGCCCAGAGCAGGUGUCCGACACCAGGCAGAUCUCAUCCCUCAGCCAGUCGGAGGUGGAGGGCGUGGGAGAGGAGCCCACACCACAGCCCCCUGGGGAAUGGAUGCAAAGAUUUAAUUUGAGAGGAUCAGAAUUAGGGGAAAGAGUACUCAGACAUGUUGUAUAUCCUUCCGAAAGGCGCUCUGCUGCUGCACGGAUCCAGGAGAUUUUUCGGCGGCGGAAAGAGAAGAAGGAGUUGGCGGAUUGCGAGACUCGCCGUAUCGGGACGCCCUCAGUAGAAAAGGUCUACAAGGGCCACCGUAAUUCCAGGACUAUGACCAAUCAGUGUUGUUUCUGGGGUGACCAGUUUGUGCUGAGCGGCUCAGACUGUGGUCAUAUCUUCAUCUGGGACAGAGAGACAGGGGAACACCUAAUGCUGCUGGAGGCAGACCAGCACGUUAUCAACUGUCUGCAGCCACACCCCUACGAACCACUGUUAGCCACAUCAGGGAUAGAUUCCAACGUCAAGAUCUGGUCACCGAUGGAGGAAUCACCAUCAUUCAACAGAGUACUCGCUGAAGAGGUGACCUUCCGUAAUGAACUGAUGCUGGAGGAGACCAGGAACACCAUCACUGUACCUGCCUCAUUCAUGCUGAGGAUGCUGGCCCAACUCAACCACUCCAUCACAGCAGAGUCUGAGGACAAUGAGGAAGACGAGUAGCCCUAUCCAUAGCUUCCACACUGGACUGUUGAAUGUGUGAAGUAGAAACUACAUAUUAUCUCAUUGGAUUCACUUUGUGGCCUUUAUAGUGGUAAUGUUACCAUAGGGACUGGAGUAUUGGACCUCAUCUAGUGUAGGUUAUAAAACACUAGAAGAGGUUGUGUUGAUUUUAUAAAUAUAGUUUAUAUUCAGAUGUAGAUCAAGGAAUGUUUUCUACCUAUUUAUAUAUGUUGUUCAGGUGUCCAGCCUCUCCGUCUGGCUGGGAGAAGUGUUCUCUAGAUGGUAUCUCCUUAUUCAGCCUCUCCGUCUGGCUGGGAGAAGUGUUCUCUAGAUGGUAUCUCGUUAUUCAGCCUCUCCUUCUGGCUGGGAGAAGUGUUCUCUAGAUGGUAUCUCCUUAUUCAGCCUCUUCGUCUGGCUGGGAGAGGUGUUCUCUAGAUGGUAUCUCCUUAUUCAGCCUCUCCGUCUGGCUGGGAGAAGUGUUCUCUAGAUGGUAUCUCCUUAUUCAGCCUCUCCGUCUGGCUGGGAGAAGUGUUCUCUAGAUGGUAUCUCCUUAUUCAGCCUCUCCGUCUGGCUGGGAGAAGUGUUCUCUAGAUGGUAUCUCCUUAUUCAGCCUCUCCGUCUGGCUGGGAGAAGUGUUCUCUAGAUGGUAUCUCCUUAUUCAGCCUCUCCGUCUGGCUGGGAGAAGUGUUCUCUAGAUGGUAUCUCGUUAUUCAGCCUCUCCGUCUGGCUGGGAGAGGUGUUCUCUAGAUGGUAUCUCCUUAUUCAGCCUCUCCGUCUGGCUGGGAGAAGUGUUCUCUAGAUGGUAUCUCCUUAUUCAGCCUCUCCGUCUGGCUGGGAGAAGUGUUCUCUAGAUGGUAUCUCGUUAUUCUCCUCUGUACUUUGUGAACCUCAGGCCUUUUUGUGACAAGUCACAUUUCAUCUUACUUUGUGGCUUUUCCUGAUACUCUGCAACGACGGCUUCAGUUCUGACUGUUGUCAAUGUGCUUGUUUACCAAAGAGAAUGUGUUUAAUUUAAGAAUUUACGAAUUUACGAAAACAAACAAAUAAAUCAAAUAUAUUUGCUUGAAAUAAAUCACCCGGUUCUUCCUUCUGAAAUGGCUAAUUGAACGUUAAUAAGGAAGCACUUUGUUACAGUAUGAAUGAAUAGGUAGUUACAGUAUGAAUGACUAGGUAGUUACAGUAUGAAUGACUAGGUAGUUACAGUAUGAAUGACUAGGUAGUUACAGUAUUAAUUACUAGGUAGUUACAGUACUAAUUACAAAGACAUGGUAAUUGCAAUGAAAAUAUUAAAUGUGAAUAAAAAUCCAGUAUCUGGAUUAGAAGCUACAUUUUUACAUUUAUGUAACCAGAAUAAAAGCAUCAGGUUGCUUCAAACUCUCAA